AUGGCAGCUAGAAUCCAAUUGGAUGCUUUUGUUAGAAAAAGUUAUUUCUGGAGUGAAAUGGCUCACUGGGAAGGUCUCACUGGCAGGAUAACUUUCAACAAAACCAAUGGUUUAAGGACAGAUUUUGACUUAGAUGUCAUUAGUCUUAAGGAGGAAGGUCUUGAAAAGAUUGGAACCUGGGAUCCUACAAGUGGACUUAAUAUGACUGAGAAUCAAAAAGGAAAACCAGCAAACAUAACUGAUUCCCUUUCUAAUCGUUCCUUAACUGUAACCACUAUUUUGGAAGAGCCAUAUGUGAUGUUCAAGAAAUCUGAUAAACCUUUAUACGGGAAUGAUAGAUUUGAGGGAUAUUGUAUCGAUCUCCUUAGGGAACUAUCAACUUUUCUUGGAUUUACCUAUGAAAUUAGAUUGGUGGAAGAUGGGAAAUAUGGAGCCCGGGAUGAUGGUAGUGGACAAUGGAAUGGCAUGGUUCGAGAACUAAUUGAUCAUAAAGCUGACCUUGCAGUUGCACCCCUGGCAAUUACGUAUAUUCGAGAGACGGUCAUCGACUUUUCCAAGCCCUUUAUGACUCUCGGAAUAAGUAUUUUGUACCACAAGCCCAAUGGUACAAACCCGGGUGUCUUCUCCUUCCUGAAUCCUCUCUCCCCUGAUAUCUGGAUGUAUAUUCUGCUGGCUUACUUGGGUGUCAGUUGUGUGCUCUUUGUCAUAGCCAGGUUUAGUCCCUAUGAGUGGUAUAACCCACACCCUUGCAAUCCUGACUCAGACGUGGUGGAAAACAAUUUUACCUUGCUAAAUAGUUUCUGGUUUGGAGUUGGAGCUCUCAUGCAGCAAGGUUCCGAGCUCAUGCCCAAAGCCCUCUCCACUAGGAUAGUGGGAGGCAUUUGGUGGUUUUUCACACUUAUCAUCAUUUCCUCGUACACUGCUAAUCUAGCCGCCUUUCUGACAGUGGAACGCAUGGAAUCCCCCAUUGACUCAGCAGAUGAUUUAGCAAAGCAAACAAAAAUAGAAUAUGGAACUGUUGAAGAUGGAGCUACCAUGACCUUUUUUAAGAAAUCCAAAAUUGCCACGUAUGAAAAAAUGUGGGCCUUUAUGAAUAGCAGAAGGCAGUCAGUGCUUGUCAAAGGCAACGAGGAAGGGAUCCAACGUGUACUCACUUCUGAUUAUGCUUUCCUAAUGGAGUCAACUACCAUUGAGUUUGUUACCCAGCGGAACUGUAACCUGACACAAAUUGGAGGCCUGAUAGAUUCCAAAGGUUAUGGGGUUGGAACUCCCAUGGGUUCUCCCUACAGAGACAAGAUAACUAUAGCCAUUCUUCACUUGCAAGAGGAAGGCAAGCUGCACAUGAUGAAGGAAAAAUGGUGGCGAGGAAAUGGUUGUCCAGAAGAGGAAAGCAAAGAUGCCAGUGCUCUUGGAGUACAAAACAUUGGUGGCAUCUUCAUUGUUUUGGCAGCAGGAUUGGUACUUUCCGUCUUUGUGGCAGUGGGGGAGUUUUUGUACAAAUCCAAAAAAAAUGCUCAGUUGGAGAAGAGGUCCUUUUGUAGUGCCAUGGUAGAGGAGCUGAGAAUGUCCUUGAAAUGUCAGCGUCGGUUAAAACACAAACCACAGGCUCCUGUAAUUGUGAAGACAGAAGAGGUUAUCAACAUGCACACAUUUAAUGACAGAAGGUUGCCAGGAAAAGAAACUAUGGCAUAGAGCUGGGACACCACCCAACCCCAAGCACAAACUGUUGUUUUUUUUUCCCCUUUCCUUUCCUCCCCCCCCCCAACCAACGUUUGCGAGAAUGUUUCCUGUGGAAAUAUGCAACCUGUGCAAAAUAAAAUGAGUUACCUCAUGCCGCUGUGUCUAUGAACUAGAGACUCUGAGAUCUAAGCAGUUGCAAAGGCCAGACUCGAAUCACAAGCAUCACAGAGCAACCGUAUUUGUCAGGGGAGGGAGGGGUUGGGGUGUUGGCAUUCCACCGUUUGUCAUGGGGUCCACCUUUCUGUAACAAGCAAAAGUUCUAUGGGAAUUUUCUGGAGUUGCAGUGAGAAAUGGCAGGUUUCUUUUUGAAGUGCAUCAUUUGCCAGGGACUGGAGAAGCAAUCAAACAGCUUCAAGAAAGUAACUACUGUACCAGAGGAGUUUCUGAAAAAUAAUAGCUCAAAACUCUAUUCACAGGAGGGAAAAAAACCCUAACUCUGUUUUGUACUCUUGGGCAUAGAAGAUCUUGUAAUUGCUGACCAAAGUGAAUAUGGACCUGCCAGCUGAUAGGAGCUAAUUCGGAGGGAAAGUCAUGAAAAAGGAAACCAUAAAUAGAAGAAUGAAAACAGAAGUAUUACUUGCAAUUUUUGUUUCUCUCGCUGUGUCAUUCACCUAAAUAAAGAUAAAAACCUAUGCCAAUAGAAAAUCACAUUCAUCUGUGUUGGAGCUUGGAGAGAACCCAAAGGAGGUGGGCCAUAUUUUAAAUAAGAAAAAAAAAGUUUUCCCUCAGUUUCUUUUCUUAAAGAUGAUGUUCCUUAUGAUGCCUAACUAUAAGCAAUUCUGUCAUUGUUUAACUGUGAAGCAAAGUAUACAUUUGAUAUAGCAGAAGAGUGUAAUUUGUAGCCCUGAAGGGGGUCUGGAAAACUCUUGUUCCUGCUUCAAAAUGAACUCAAGGGAGCCUGUUCUCACAAGUAGCUGUAGAUGGGCCACCUAACCAGCAGGAAAAGUGGAGAACUUAAAAACUGGACUGCAUUUCUCAACACAAUCAAUGGUGUUUAAAGCAGCAACAUUCUUGAGCCUUUUUUUCCCUCAUCCAAAAACAAGAGGGAAAAGAAUGUUCAGAUUUAUUUGUGGAAAUGCAAGAUUUCUAUGAAAAUAGUUUUUUGUAUGGAAAUUUUUUGUAAUACUUUUUAAAUCAACAAUCUCAAGAACCUGCGUUUCAAUCACGGUCAGGGGUGUGGUGCGAAGAGUGGCUGGUAGUGUGUGUGCACCACCAACGUUUGGUGAAAACUAUUUUUAUCAUGGAAAAAAAUGGGGAAAUCUUAGAAAUAUUUUCAAGUUAGAUAAUAUAAUAUCUAGGUGCACUACCAAUACUGCUUAUAAUACCACACCCUUGGUUUUCACUAGCCUGAUAUUAUGCUGUAAUGAACCAAUGUGUGUAAAUUAUGAAAGACACAGACCUCUUGACUACAUUGUGAUAACAGUUGAAGUACACACAGUUUGCUGUUUGAAUCCAAUGCA
This is a messenger RNA of Thamnophis sirtalis, 3200 nucleotides long. The record is from RefSeq and is a predicted model, not a curated record. NCBI's taxonomy places the organism in Eukaryota, Metazoa, Chordata, Lepidosauria, Squamata, Natricidae.